Molecule: messenger RNA, 1099 nt
Organism: Prorocentrum cordatum
Lineage: Eukaryota; Dinophyceae; Prorocentrales; Prorocentraceae
Source: the annotation of a GenBank genome assembly
CGCGGCGGCCUCCGCGGCGGGGCGCCGCUGGGCGCCGCGGGUGGGCGCGCCGCGGCGCGGGUCCUCCGCGGGCGGCCCCGGCGCGGCCGGGCGCGCCGAGAGCCUCCGCGGCGCCGCGGUCGUGGCAGGCCUCGGCUCGGCCUGGGUCCGAAGCGGCGGCGCGCUGCGUGGACCCCGCGGGCGGGCAGGCGACGGCGGGCCCCGGCGGGCGGCGCUGGCCGCCGUGGGGGGCAAGCCCGACAGGACGACCCUGUACACCAAGGCCGGCCCUGACGGGAGCUCCCUAGGCGACUGCCCCUUCUCGCACUCGGUGCAGAUGGCCCUGAAACUGAAGGGGGUCGACUACGACGUCGUCCCGUGCACGGCCGACAGCAAGCCGCAGUGGCUGGUGGAGGAGGUGGGCGGCAAGAUGCCGUGCGUCUGCCAUCAGGGUGUGGCGCACGUGGAGACGUCCGAAAUCCUCGCGUGGAUCGAUUCCGAGUUCUCUGGGCCGAGCCUGGAGGUGCCCGAGAGGUUGAAGAAGGUGGCGGACGGCUUCUUUCCUGCUCUCGCCAGCUUCACCAAGAACACAGACCCGUCCAAGGACGACUCGCUGCGGCUGGACCUCCAGAUAGCCUUCACUCGCUUGCGGAACCACAUGCACAUGCAGCGCACCAAGUUCCUCUGCGGCGACGAGCCCACGCUGCUGGACUGCGACCUGCUCCCCAAGCUCUACGUGUUCGAGCAGGCCACCGCGAAGCUGAAGGGGUAUGGUUUUGAUGACUUCCCAGAAUUCGACGAGGUCCUGCAGUAUCCGAGCGGCCGGCGCCUGCCCGUCCUGCCGCCCCGGGUGGGCAGGUUGGCGUCCGGGUCCCUCGCGGGUGCGGCGCCCAUCUCGUCCGCAUGUCGGGAGGAGGGGAGACCCAGAGAUCUUCGCUUGUCAAAAAACCACGAUGGAAGGCCUCUGGCAAUUUUCGGCCUUUGGGACCCCCCGCCGGGCCUCGGGACCGCCAGAAAAUGACUUAGGGUGGAGAGCUGGUCGUGCGGAAGGGGUCGAGAUCUCCAGGGAUCAACGUUGAGAACAACAUCGCGACUGCGGAGUUCAGGGGAUAGAGAGAGA